AAAGGGGGAAACAACGACGGAGCCGUUUCAUCCCGGAGGCGGCUGGAAGCUGGAACUACAGUUUGGGUGCGGCAAUCCAACGCUUCCAAGGUGGAUUUUCUCGUCUCAGCUUGAAGCUUCGAGGUUGAACCCUAAAGACCAAAUUGCAGCAGUGAGUGAGUGAUGAUACGAUUACCAUACCUCAAUUCACCUCAAAUUCUUCAGCUCUUGCGCUUUCCCACCGCUAAACUGUAGAAAGUAGAAUCCCUUUGAUCGUAUUUAAGUUUUGGGGGGUUUUUUUUUUUUCAUAUUCUUCGCAUUUCGAUUUGGUGGCCAAUGGCUUCUUCAGAGAUAGAAGUGGUUUCAGACACCCAAAAUCAGCAGAGUUCGAGGGGUUUGAAUGGAAGUUCUAAUGAAAUCAAUAUAGUUGACGUCUUCUCUGCAUCCGCUUAUGGUGAUUUUGAUAAAUUACGAAAAUUCGUCGAGAAAGAUGGUUGCUCUCUCUCUCAACCUGACGGCAAUGGUUAUUACCCUCUCCAAUGGGCUUCUCUUAACAAUUUCCCUGAUAUCGAGCUGUACAUCAUCGAGCAUGGUGGCGACGUUAAUGCUGCCGACAACGCACAACAGACGGCUUUACAUUGGGCCGCAGUUCGGGGAUCGAUCGCUGCGGCAGACGUGCUCUUGCAGAACAGAGCAAGGGUUGAGGCUGCUGACGUUAAUGGAUAUCGGGCAGUUCAUGUUGCGGCUCAAUAUGGACAAACAGCUUUCUUAAACCACAUUAUUGUGAAGUAUGGUGCCGAUUAUGACGUUCCAGAUAAUGAGGGGAGGAGCCCUCUUCAUUGGGCUGCUUACAAGGGCUUUGCAGACACUAUAAGGUUACUGCUGUUUAGGGAUGCAUUCCCAGGGAGACAGGAUAAAACGGGAUGUACACCUUUGCACUGGGCUGCAUUAAAAGGAAACAUGGAGGCAUGCACUAUACUUGUUCAUGCAGGGUCAAAGCAAGAAUUAAUGGUUAAAGAUAAUGCUGGAUUCACCCCUACUCAGCUUGCUUAUGAUAAAGGUCAACGGCAUGUCGCUUUUUUACUUUCAAAUGCACAGCGGACAGCUGGCAGUUUCUUUGGAGGCAAGGUGUGCUUUGGAAGGAUAGAAAAUAUUGGAUAUGCCCCAAUUCUGUUGUUCAUUAUAGUACUUCUCAUUGUCCUCUUCAUCAACUCAGUUCUUGGAGUUCCUGGUUUAACAAAGGUUACUGCUAUUGUUGGACUUUGGGGGUGGAUUGCUGUUUCUCUUGCGAUUUGUGCACUAAUGAUGUUUUAUAGAUGUAGCAGUAAGGAUCCAGGUUACAUAAAGAAAUCAGAAGGCUGUACUAAUAAUACAGAUGUGGAGGAUUCUCUGUUGAAUAUUGAACUGAACAAUUCCUCUACUUGGGUUGGAAAUUGGUCUCAGCUUUGUCCUACCUGCAAGAUAAUCAGACCUGUUCGCUCCAAGCACUGUCCUACAUGUAAUCGCUGUGUGGAGCAAUUUGACCAUCACUGUCCUUGGAUAUCGAAUUGUGUCGGAAAGAGGAAUAAGUGGGACUUUUUUGUCUUUGUCUGCUUGGGAACCUUGACUUCAUUCAUCUCCGCCGUGGUUACAAUUCAAAGUAUUCGAACAGAAUUGCCAGCAAAGCUUGCAGAAAAAUGGAUUCACCAUGUGGUGGUUGAACAUCCUGGCAGAGUUGCAUUUCUGGUCGUGGAUACCAUUGUAUUAAUUGGAACAGGAGCUUUGACUAUAGCACAGACAUCACAGAUUGCGCGGAACAUCACUACUAAUGAGAUGGCAAAUGCUGCCCGUUAUGGAUAUCUUCGAGGCCCAGAUGGACGGUUUCGUAAUCCCUAUAACCACGGCUGCCGAAAGAAUUGCACCGACUUUCUCAUACAUGGGUACACUGAUGACAAUGAGAUUGCUUGGCCAACACUGCAGCAAGCCACCAAUUAGAGCAUCUGUGACAAGAAGCUGCCAUUCAACUUUUGGGUUUCUUGCAGACCCUCCAAUUUUAAUGAUGGCCACAUCUAUUAGUUGCGUGGAAUCCAGAGUUCGGCUCCAGUUGGAUGUUUCAUCAUCACUGCCUCCCUGUAUACACUGCGUGACUAUUGUGAGAGGCCACUCUUCAUGCUGCUCUGCGGGUUUGGAUUUCUUUUAUUUUAGUAUUUAAGAGUCCCAACCUCUUUGUACAAGUUGAUCCAUGUACAUGCCAUGUGAUACAUUCACUGUGAUGGCAAAUCCUGGGCAUGCUCGACUGGUGUCCAGUCCCCUGCCACCGGGAAGGUGGGGUUGUGGAAUGUAACAACAGUAGAUCAACCUUUGUUUUGCUGUGUACCAAAAAUAAUGCUGUGCUACAUAUGUACCAUUCUUACUGUGCAAAAUCAGAAGCAGUUGUCAUUUUUGUAAUUGCUUUUUCUUGUUUGUUAUUAAUUUUACCAUGGAAUGGUAGCCCUUUUGUAUUUGGUCAUGUAGCCGGGACUGAUAUUUGCCUAAAUUGAGAAAUGCUCAAUUUUAGUUUAGGUUUGGAAAGAA
This is a messenger RNA of Telopea speciosissima, 2532 nucleotides long. Its product is annotated as probable protein S-acyltransferase 23. The record is from RefSeq and is a predicted model, not a curated record. Gene Ontology annotation, cellular component: Golgi membrane. Gene Ontology annotation, biological process: protein palmitoylation. Bases 316 to 1953 code for a protein of 545 amino acids. Lineage: Eukaryota; Viridiplantae; Streptophyta; Magnoliopsida; Proteales; Proteaceae. The transcript has 13 exons. Gene Ontology annotation, molecular function: palmitoyltransferase activity; protein binding.